AUGGCCGAGCUCUACCAGUCUCUGGGUAAGAAGUCCACAUACAGUGGACCAAGUAGGACCUAUUUCAGAUGCACUUGAUUAGGUUUGCCCUGUAUAGGGUUGCAAAAUUCCAUGAACUUUCAAUAAAUCCCGGUUGGAUUUCCUGCUUAUUCCCUUCUGAUUCCGGGAAUCCUCCAACCAGGAUUUCGGGAAAACCAGGGAAUUUAUUGAAAGAUUCCGGAAUUUUGCAACCCUAGGUCUAUGCAAUUGUAUUUGUACUGUACCAAAAGUGUGAACUCCAAGAUAAAUCAAGUGCAGCUCAAGUAGCAGGCCAAUAUCUGAUUAUGGAUGGAGAUAGCACUGUUUUACAGUGUAUUUAGUUUUAGUGACUGUCUCUCCAUGUGUCUCUGCAGCCGACCUGAACAACGUGCGUUUCUCAGCCUACCGGACAGCCAUGAAGCUGAGGCGCCUGCAGAAAGCUCUCUGUCGUAAGUCCAGGCCCCUCACCUAGUCACCACCCCAAACUACCUCCUCUACUCCAUCACCCCUCCAUCCCCCUCACAGAGUCACUGUCCUACAGUACCUCCUCUACUCCAGCACCCCUCCAUCCCCCUCACAGAGUCACUGUCCUACAGUACCUCCUCUACUCCAGCACCCCUCCAUCCCCCUCACAGAGACACUGUCCUACAGUACCUCCUCUACUCCAUCACCCCUCCAUCCCCCUCACAGAGACACUGUCCUACAGUACCUCCUCUACUCCAUCACCCCUCCAUCCCCCUCACAGAGACACUGUCCUACAGUACCUCCUCUACUCCAGCAGCCCUCCAUCCCCCUCACAGAGACACUGUCCUACAGUACCUCCUCUACUACCACUCACCCUCUCCUUCUUUGUCCUCCCCUCACACUCUCCAUCACUCACUCAUUCAUCAUCCCUGUCUCUCUUUCCACCAAGCUCUAUUACACAUCAGUUACUCUGUUACACAUCAGUUACUCUGUUACACAUCAGUUACUCUAUUACACAUCAGUUACUCUGUUACACAUCAGUUACUCUGUUACACAUCAGUUACUCUAUUACACAUCAGUUACUCUGUUACACAUCAGUUACUCUAUUACACAUCAGUUACUCUAUUACACAUCAGUUACUCUAUUACACAUCAGUUACUCUAUUACACAUCAGUUACUCUGUUACACAUCAGUUACUCUAUUACACAUCAGUUACUCUGUUACACAUCAGUUACUCUGUUACACAUCAGUUACUCUAUUACACAUCAGUUACUCCCGAGUGGCGCAGCGGUCUAAGGCACUGCAUCUCAGUGCUUGAGGCGUCACUACAGACCCACUGGUUCGAUUCCAGGCUGUAUCACAACCGGUCGUGUUUGGGAGUCCCAUAGGGCGGCGCACAAUUGGCCCAGCGUCGUCCAGGUUUGGCCGGUGUAGGCCGUCAUUGUAAAUAAGAAUUUGUUCUUAACUGACUUGCCUAGUUAAAUAAAGGUCAAAUUAAAAAUAAAUAAAAAUAAUAAUACAUCAGUUACUCUAUUACACACCCUCUUACUCAUCAAACUCUCUCUUUCUCUUACCCACACUCACCCUCUCCUCUCCUCUCCUCUCCUCUCCUCUCUUCUCCUCUCCUCUCCUCUCCUCUCCUCGCUCCCUCUCUCCUCUCCCUCCCUCCCUCCCUAUCCCCUUCGCGCCUCCCCCUCCCUCUCCCCCUCUCCUCCCUCCCCCCUCUACUCUCCAGUGGACCUCCUGGGUAUGCCUGCGGCGUGUGAGGUCUUUGAGCAGCAUGGCCUGAAGCAGAAUGAGCAGCUGAUGGACAUCAUGCAGGUGAUGACAUGUCUGACCAGCCUCUAUGAGAAACUGGACCAGCAGCAUGGGAACCUGGUCAACGUCCCACUGUGUGUCGACAUGUGUCUCAACUGGCUGCUCAAUGUUUACGACACGUACGUAUAGUACACACAAAACACUAACGACACGUACCUAACGACACGUACCUAACGACAGGUACCUAACGACAGGUACCUAACGACAGGUACCUAACGACAGGUACCUAACGACACGUACCUAACGACAGGUACCUAACGACAGGUACCUAACGACAGGUACCUAACGACAGGUACCUAACGACACGUACCUAACGACACGUACCUAACGACAGGUACCUAACGACAGGUACCUAACGACACGUACCUAACGACACGUACCUAACGACACGUACCUAACGACAGGUACCUAACGACAGGUACCUAACGACAGGUACCUAACGACACGUACCUAACGACACGUACCUAACGACACGUACCUAACGACAGGUACCUAACGACACGUACCUAACGAGACGUACCUAACGACAUGUACCUAACGACACGUACCUAACGACAUGUACCUAACGACACGUACCUAACGACACGUCCCUAACGACACGUCCCUAACGACACGUCCCUAACGACAUGUACCUAACGACAGGUCCCCAAUGACACGUCCCUAACGACACGUACCUAACGACACUCACUGAUUGAUGAGUAUAUGAUUGAUUGAUAUGAUUGAUUGACAUCUGAUUGAUUGAUAUGAUUGAUUGGUUUCACAGAGGAAGAAGUGGAAAAAUCAGAACUCUGUCCUUCAAAACUGGCAUCAUCUCACUCUGCAAAGCACACCUGGAGGACAAAUACAGAUGUAAGUAAUGACUACUCUUUUUAUUACCACACCUGGAGGACAAAUGUGACUGACCGCCUCGAUUCGGUCUUAUGUAGCAAAAUUUGAAAUUGUGUUUUUUACAUUGGGAUAAAAGUAGAGACUCAGAGCUAGAAAAUGGUAUAUCAUACACUGUAGUUGAAGAACAAUGGGAAAGUAAUUCUACUUUGAAAGUUGAUAAACUUGUAACCCCACUUUUGAAAAAAUGGCCCUUGAAUGUUUUGGUAAACCUACUGGAGAAGCCUUAGCUUCACCCAUCUCUUUAAGGAUUCACGUGAGGCCAUUUGCUAACCAGUGAUUAGUGUAGUAAACAACCAAAGAUUUCAAGACUAAAAGUAGUAAAAAGUCCAGAUAAAAAUACACUUUAUCUAGUCCUUGGCCUAUAUCCUAAUCUGACUUUGGUGAAGGUCAUGUUGUUCUUCACAUUACCGUCUCUUGUAAACACACAAUAUAUCAAAUUAAAUAAAAAGUUGAUUUGUCACAUGCACAGGAUACAGAAGGUGUAAACAGUACAGUGAAAUGGUUACUUGCAUAGUAGCAAUAUCAAAAACAGAAAGCGUCCAGAUAAAAAUAUGUUAUAAAUAUUUUAUAAUUAUUAGAUGAUGCUUACCUGACACACUUGUCUAAAUCGAUGGGUCAUGUGAAGGAAAUGCUAUAACCAACCCCCAACCACAUCUAGCUAAGUGGAUGGGUCACUAUUGUCUAGACAUGUACACAUGUUUAUGAAAUACAAUAGAUGGCCGUAAUCACCGCCAGCCCUGGCUAACGUGAUGGGUCAUGUAAUCAUCUGGUGCUUUGUUUAGACAUGUAGCUAGCUAGCUAAACAAUGAACCGGCAUAAUCCCAACUCAUACUACUACCAACCAUUACAAACAUAGCUGUAGUAUGAAUCUGCAGGUAGCUAAAGCUAACCAACCAGGUUCAAUGUUAGCUAGCUAACAUUAGGCUAUAAGGCUAAGGGAUUUCUGAUUUGAAUAAUAUUACUACACAGAUCAUACAUGUAACUUUAGCUAGCAAGCCAGCAAGCUAACGAACAGUACGCUUUAACUUGCAAUGAAAACAACUUUCGGACAAAAUUUGAAACUUACAAUGCCUUGCAAAAGUAUUCAUCCCCCUUGGCGUUUUUCCUAUUUUGUUGCAUUACAACAUGUAUUUUUUUUUUUUUCUUUUUUUCUAUUUCAUGUAAUGGACAUACAUAAAAUAGCCAAAUUGGUGAAGUGAAAUAAAAAAAAUAACUUGUUUUUAAAAAUUCUAAAAAAUAUAUAACGGAAAAGUGGUGCGUGCAUAUGUAUUCACCCCCUUUGCUAUGAAGCCCCUAAAUAAGAUCUGGUGCAACCAAUUACCUUCAGAAGUCACAUAAUUAGUUAAAUAAAGUCCACCUGUGUGCAAUCUAAGUGUCACAUGAUCUGGCAUAUGAUCUCAGCAUUUAUACACCUGUUCUGAAAGGCCCCAGAGUCUGCAACACCACUAAGCAAGGGGCACCACCAAGCAAGCGGCACCAUGAAGACCAAGGAGCUCUCCAAACAGGUCAGGGACAAAGUUGUGGAGAAGUACAGAUCAGGGUUGGGUUAUAAAAAAAUAGCACCAUUAAAUCCAUUAUUAAAAAAUGGAAAGAAUAUGGCAACACAACAAACCUGCCAAGAGAAGGCCGCCCACCAAAACUCACGGACCAGGCAAGGAGGGCAUUAAUCAGAGCGGCAACAAAGAGACCAAAGAUAACCCUGAAGGAGCUGCAAAGCUCCACAGCGGAGAUUGGAGUAUCUGUCCAUAGGACCACUUUAAGCUGUACACUCCACAGAGUUGGGCUUUACGGAAGAAUGGCCAGAAAAAAGCCAUUGCUUAAAGAAAUAUAUAAGCAAACACGUUUGGUGUUCGCCAAAAGCCAUGUGGGAGACUCCCCAAACAUAUGGAAGAAGGUACUCUGGUCAGAUGGCCAUCAAGGAAAACGCUAUGUCACCCCGAGAACACCAUCUCCACAGUGAAGCAUGAUGGUUGCAGCAUCAUGCUGUGGGGAAGUUUUUCAUCGGCAGGGACUGGGAAACUGGUCAGCAUUUAAGGAAUGAUGGAUGGCGCUAAAUAAAGGGAAAUUCUUGAGGGAAACCUGUUUCAGUCUUCCAGAGAUUUGAGACUGGGACGGAGGUUCACCUUCCAGAAGGACAAUGACCCUAAGCAUACUGCUAAAGCAACACUCGAGUGGUUUAAGGGGAAACAUUUAAAUGUCUUGGAAUGGCCUAGUCAAAGCCCAGACUUCAAUCCAAUUGAGAAUCUGUGGUAUGACUUAAAGAUUGCUGUACACCAGCGGAACCCAUCCAACUUGAAGGAGCUGGAGCAGUUUUGCCUUGAAGAAUGGGCAAAAAUCCCAGUGGCUAGAUGUGCCAAGAUUAUAGAGACAUACCCCAAGGGACUUGCAGCUGUAAUUGCUGCAAAAGGUGGCUCUACAAAGUAUUGAUUUUGAGGGGGUGAAUAGUUAUGUAUGCUCAAGUUUUCUGUUUUUUUGUCUUAUUUCUUGUUUGUUUCACAAUAAAAAAUAUUUUGCAUCUUCAGUGGUAGGCAUGUUGUGUAAAUCAAAUGCCCAAAAAAUCCAUUUUAAUUCCAGGUUGUAAGGCAACAAAAUAGGAAAAAUGCAAAGGGAGGUGAAUAAUUUCACAAGUCACUGUAUAAUAUCUGAAAAUGUAGCUAGACUCUUACCCAUAUACAUGUUUGGACGCUUCACGGCAGACUGGAACCAUUUAACUCAGUUUUGUUUGUAGCUACAUCUUGUUUGGCCAGCGUUGUGUCAAGUCACUCCUGUUCACACUGACCGUGGCGUGUGCAGAAAGUAGCAAAUCACUUUUUCCAACUGAUCUGUCGAUAUAUUUCAGAAAUGGUGCGGUAGAAAGGACUAUCAACACAUACUGAGCAGCUCACGUUAUAAACAGAAGCAUGCUACAUGGCAGACCAAUCCAAACUCAUCUCCCAGCAUGUCCAGCCCAUCCAUUAUCUCAGUCAAUCAUGGCUAGCGGGAAGGUAUUUUUCCGUGGCUAAACCAACUAGGCUCGUAAUUUAACAAUUGUAUUUGUAUUUACGGAUGGAAUACACGUUUGUUAUUAAGGCACAUGAAAGUUCACAUCUUCCAGAAGGCAUUUCUGCCAAAAAAAUGCAUUUUGAUAAAAAUAAUUAUGUUUACGUUCAAAUGCCUCUCCUGUGAAGUAGUGACAUGCGACAUAUGCCUAGUUUCCUGAAACGAGUCACAAAUACAGAUGGGGAAGUAAUGACUGAUCUUUAUAUUACCACACCUGGAGGACAAAUACAGAUGGAAGUAGGGACUACUCUUUAUGAUAUUAUUAGCAGCAGAUGUGGCACCACAUAGUGUAAAAACCCAUGGCCAGAUUGUUGAUUUGAUGAUAGAUUUUCAUGCAUCAAGUAGGCAUGACACAUAAAACCCCUCCAAACAGCUGUGUGGGUGUGUGUUGUUGUUGGUAUAGCUAGUGUAUGGAGGCAGUAUACCAUGUGGUCUAUUCUGUUAGUAUGUUGUUAUGGCCAGUGUAUGGAGGCAGUAUCCUAUGUGGUCUAUUCUGUUAGUGUGUUGGUAUGUAUCUCUGGACUUGGGUAUUUACCUCUCCAGUGCUCUCUGCCUCCCUCCCUCCCCCACCUCUAUCAGUCCUGUUCCGCCAGGUAGCCAGUGCGACAGGGUUCUGUGACCAGCGGAGGCUGGGUCUUCUCCUCCAUGAUUCCAUCCAGAUCCCCCGUCAGCUGGGAGAGGUGGCCUCCUUCGGGGGCUCCAACAUCGAGCCCAGCGUCCGCAGCUGCUUCCAGUUUGUAUGUGGAGCUAGUAGCAAUGGUCGUAGCUAUGCACACACACACACACACACACACACACACACACACACACACACACAACGUACAUAUAACAUACAGACGUAUAAACUACCUCACAUUCUACACUACUGUGCUAAACACCUUCUGCAGAUCACAUGCAUUUCAUGAAAAACCACACUAUGCAAUGUGGGGAAAUGUCUGAUAAAGUGUCUCUUUAGGUAGAGAUGUCCUGUGUGGUUAAUCAGUAGGUCUAUACAUUGCACUCUGCUAGCUAUGUUAGCCAAAGUACAUCUGUUAGCCUGCUAGCUAUGUUAGCCAAAGUACAUCUGUUAGCCUGCUAGCUAUGUUAGCCAAAGUACAUCUGUUAGCCUGAUAUCUAUGUUAGCCAAAGUACAUAUGUUAGCCUGCUAGCUAUAGCCUAGUGAAACACCAUAUUGAAUGUGUUAGCCAAAGUAUAUCUGUUAGCCUGCUAUCUAUGUUAGCCAAAGUACAUCAGUUAGCCUGCUAGCUAUGGUGAAUCACCAUACUGAAUGUGUUAGCCAAAGUACAUCUGUUAGCCUGCUAGCUAUAGUGAAUCACCAUACUGAAUGUGUUAGCCACAGUACAUCUGUUAGCCUAGCUAUAGUGAAUCACCAUACUGAAUGUGUUAGCCAAAGUACAUCUGUUAGCCUGCUAUCUAUGUUAGCCAAAGUACAUCUGUUAGCAUGCUAGCUAUAGUGAAUCACCAUACUGAAUGUGUUAGCCAAAGUACAUAUGUUAGCCUGCUAGCUAUAGUGAAUCACCAUACUGAAUGUGUUAGCCACAGUACAUAUGUUAGCCUGCUAGCUAUAGUGAAUCACCAUACUGAAUGUGUUAGCCAAAGUACAUAUGUUAGCCUGCUAUCUAUGUUAGCCAAAGUACAUCUGUUAGCCUGCUAGCUAUAGUGAAUCACCAUACUGAAUGUGUUAGCCAAAGUACAUAUGUUAGCCUGCUACCUAUGUUAGCCAAAGUACAUCAGUUAGCCUGUUAGCUAUAGUGAAUCACUAUACUGAAUGUGUUAGCCAAAGUACACCUGUUAGCCUGCUAGCUAUAGUGAAUCACCAUACUGAAUGUGUUAGCCAAAGUACAUAUGUUAGCCUGCUAUCUAUGUUAGCCAAAGUACAUAUGUUAGCCUGCUAGCUAUAGUGAAUCACCUUACUGAAUAUGUUAGCCAAAGUACAUAUGUUAGCCUGCUAUCUAUGUUAGCCAAAGUACAUCAGUUAGCCUGCUAGCUAUAGUGAAUCACCAUACUGAAUGUGUUAGCCAAAGUACAUCUGUUAACCUGCUAGCUAUAGUGAAUCACCGUACUGAAUGUGUUAGCCAAAGUACAUAUGUUAGCCUGCUAUCUAUGUUAGCCAAAGUACAUCAGUUAGCCUGCUAGCUAUAGUGAAUCACCAUACUGAAUGUGUUAGCCACAGUACAUAUAUUACCCUAUGGUCAUCUGUAAUCUAUGGUCCAUCUGUCAGCCAGUGGAAAUCACUUCUCUACAGUUGUCACUGCAUCUGUUUCCAGCAGUAAAUAUGGCCAUGGAAAAUAUGAUAGAGUGUAAUGGAAAACCCCUGCUUUACAAUCCAGGAGAAAACAGUAGCAGGAGAGUUUGUAGUUCUGUAUUAUUUUAUACUGGUAAAACGGCUUGUUUGCCCUAGACCAAUACAGCCAAACACUUUAUACAUACCUUAUACAUAUAUAGACUGGAAAUACCACUGGUUUGUCCUAUUAAUCAAUCCUUCCCUCUUGCUGACCGUAGCUCUUCCAUAAUUGGUUGUAUGUGUGUUAAAAUAUUUUGAACAGGCCAAUAACAAGCCAGAGCUGGAGGCUGCUAUGUUCCUGAUUGGUUAUGUAUUCUACUUCCUGUCCAUCAGGCCAAUAACAAGCCGGAGCUGGAGGCUGCUAUGUUCCUGAUUGGUUAUGUAUUCUGCUUCCUGUCUAACAGGCCAAUAACAAGCCGGAGCUGGAGGCUGCUAUGUUCCUGGACUGGAUGCGUCUGGAGCCUCAGUCGAUGGUGUGGCUGCCUGUCUUACAUCGUGUGGCAGCUGCUGAGACAGCCAAACAUCAGGCCAAGUGUAACAUCUGCAAAGAGUGUCCUAUCAUCGGCUUCAGGUAGACAGUCAGAGACAGACAGACAGACAGACAGACAGACAGACAGACAGAGGCUCUCUCCCUUUCUUUCUCUCUUGCUCCUUUUCAGGAGCCCUCUCUGUCUCCCAGGGCAAGUCUCAAAUCACACCCUAUUCCCCAUAUAUAGUGCACUACCUUUGACCAUUGUCUACGUAGGGCGGCCACAUAGGACUCUGGUCAAAAGUAGUGCACUAUAUAGGGUGUAGGGUGUCAUUUGAGACGUAGCCUCAGACUUCUCAAGCCCCUUCAUGCAACCCUAACGUUUCCAAAGUCACAAUAACAGUAACCCUUAGCUGACCCCAGGAACACAACUCCCUGACCUCAACCUUGAACUUCACCUGACCUCUCUCCUCCCCCAGUCUCCCCUCUGUCUCUGUGUAACCUCUGUCCCUGUCUCCCUGUCUUCCUCAGGUACCGAAGCUUAAAGCACUUUAACUAUGACAUCUGCCAAAGCUGCUUCUUCUCUGGCCGUGUGGCAAAGGGACACAAGAUGCAGUACCCCAUGGUGGAGUACUGUACGCCGGUAUGUAUACACAGGGUGUGUGUGUGGGUACAUGCAUGUGUGUGUGUGUGUGUGGUGGUGUAUUUAUAACAUAGGGCAAAUAAAUCCCUGUAUUUACUGGGCCCAUGAACCUGUAAAGAUGAGGUCAGUCUGUCUCUUUCCUGCCAGUGUAAAGUGGUUGGAAGACAGUUAACACUACUUUACCACAGUCACAUGAACUGGAAUCAACACGUAUGUUUCCAUUCGCCAGUGCUGCUGCUGAAAGUAGGCCGUGUUUGUCAGAGUGUGUAUGUGGGCGUGUAUGUGUGUGUCAAUGUGUGUGUGUGUGUGUGUGUGUCUUGUGUGUGUGUGUCAAUGUGUGUGUGUCUGUGUCUAUGUGUGUGUCUGUGUGUGUGUGUGUGUCAAUGUGUGUGUGUCUAUGGGUGUUUGUGUCUAUAGCUGUGUUUGUCAAUGUGUGUGUUUCUGUGUGUGUGUUUGGGUGUCUAUGUGUGUUUGGGUGUGUCACUGUGUGUGGUGUGGAUCUGUAGACUGGGGCUGUGAACAAGGGGGUCUUUGUUCUGUCUCUGUGUGUUUCAGACUACGUCAGGAGAGGAUGUGAGGGACUUUGCCAAGGUACUGAAAAACAAAUUCAGGACCAAACGAUACUUCGCUAAGCACCCUCGCAUGGGCUACCUCCCUGUACAGACCAUCUUGGAGGGAGACAACCUGGAG
Messenger RNA from Coregonus sp. 'balchen', 9813 nucleotides. The record is from the annotation of a GenBank genome assembly. NCBI's taxonomy places the organism in Eukaryota, Metazoa, Chordata, Actinopteri, Salmoniformes, Salmonidae.